This is a messenger RNA of Medicago truncatula (barrel medic), 1812 nucleotides long. RefSeq names its product pre-rRNA-processing protein las1. The record is from RefSeq and is a predicted model, not a curated record. NCBI's taxonomy places the organism in Eukaryota, Viridiplantae, Streptophyta, Magnoliopsida, Fabales, Fabaceae. Gene Ontology annotation, molecular function: endonuclease activity. Gene Ontology annotation, cellular component: preribosome, large subunit precursor; Las1 complex. Gene Ontology annotation, biological process: maturation of LSU-rRNA; maturation of 5.8S rRNA.
UGAUUUUUUUUUUCUUCUUUCUAGUCACACCACUGACCACCAGCGGCGGCAACUACCUACACUUCCAUCAUCCCCUUUCCCCCUCAGAUGGAGGAGGCACUACCGUUAGGAUUCAACGAAGUUCCAGAAUUCGAAGACGAUUCAAAAUCACCAUCAUCAUCAAAUUCUCGAAAAUUAGUUCCAUGGUUAAACUGGAACGAAUGGCUUUUCGUUAGAGACUCUCUCUUCUCCGAUUCUCCCAACUCAUUUUCCGAUGCUCUUAAACGCAUUUCCGUGUGGCGAACUCGAGGUUGCUUGCCCGAACUCAUUGAUAUUACUGCUAUCUUCCUUGAAAUUCAGCACAUGGACCCCUUUUUUAGACAGGAUCUAUCAAAUGAUGGUUCUGUUUCAGAGCAAAUUCUCAUCAAUCUGUAUUCCGUAGCGAGUAUGAGGAUUGUGAAUGCUGUUGCGAAGAACGCUGAGAAGUCGCGGAAGAAAGAAUAUACGACAAUAGCGGCGGCUGCUGACGAAAAAGGCCUUCCACGCAUGCUGGUUGAUAUUCGUCACGAGGUAUCACAUCGUGGGCUUCCAUCUCUCAAGCUUGCUCGUAUUUCCUCAAUUAAGGCACUUGAUUGGUUAAAAUCUAAUUAUUGGGAACCUCAGAGCAAAGCAAUUCCUUUUCACGGUGAAGACAAUGCAAACAUCAAAAAAGAAAUCAAGACUAUGAUUCGUGAAUUAGCAAUCUGUUUGAAAGUUGGCGGGAGUCCCGAGUCUAGUACCUUACUUCUCAAGGGAAAACCUCCCAAGAAACCGAUUAAAAGGAUCUUGAAAUCUCUUCUUCGGUUAUAUUCCUCCUUCUCUUCAGAAGUUGUGUCGGUGCUGUUGGAUUAUUUGUUGAAAACAUCAAGUUCCUCAGAGUUCAAAAAGAAAACGGGUGAUGCUUCUGCUGGUCCCACCAUAGAUAAUGUUUUGGCUGAUUGGAAGCCUGUCAUACUCAGAUUGUAUAAUAAAGAACCAGAAUUAUUUCUGAACCUCCUUGAGGAAGUUCUUCAUAGGAUUGAAGCUCGGGAAGAUAUGAAGUGUGAAGAAGAUAACCCAAGUAUUGGGAUUGCAUACUCAAAGAAAGAGUUUCAUCGAAGUUCUUAUCUUUCUUCUUUGUUUGCAUGGCUUGUUCGAAUUCUUGGCAAAACAUCUUCUAAUGCAGCAAAUAUGCCGAAGAGGGUUUUGCAUGAACUUGUUCGUAAAUGUCUUCUAAUAUCACAUCUCUGCGACAAGCAGGUCAUGGAUUCAGCUCUUCAUCUCGCACAACUGAUAUAUGACAGAUCUUUGUUGCAGAAAGUUCAAUUGCUCUCUGGUCUUGUUUUGUCGAAUGUUUUUGACAAUGCAGACGAUCAAAGCUCUUUAUUGUCGCCGAUGAAUGUUUCCCAAUUCGAGGAAUCAAUGCGUGAAGCAUAUAAAAAGCUUGACUUUGUUAAACAACAGAUAAUGAGAAAUAAAAAGUCAAGUGAAAUGAAUUGUGAGACUGAAGAAACAGAGGUAUGGGCUUUGGCAAAGUCAUGGAACCCAUGUCCAUUGGCAUGUUGCCUCGGGUUGUUGGUUCAUCUGGUUGCCUUCCCGUUCUUGAUGUUAUCGAUAACGAAGAACACAAUCAAGCAUCAGAAAGGAAAGAGAAUUGGAAACUGAUCAAACAUAGUGCCAAGCGAGAUGCCCCUUCAGAUAUUCAGCUACUCGAUAACUCAACUGUUAAGAAAAUGAGGGAGACUGAAGAAUUUGGUGAAUUAAAUGAUGAAUCUUCAAUGGAAGAGGAUGAAUCUCCAACGGACGAGGGGAAAG